UGGUCUUGACCGUUGACGAUUCACGACUGACGCUAGUUUUUUAUACUUGUCAAAAUUAAGACAAAAUACUUGAUUCUGGUUUGCCCAUCGCCAUAGCUUUUAGUUUUAUUUGGUUAUACCUAUUACUUUUUACUGUGGCCAUAGCCCAUCGGUUUCUUGACAAUAAAAAUAUAUCGCGCUUAUUAUUGGUGCCCAAUUUUGUUUGAGCUCUCUUAAGAGGCAUUAAAGUUUCAGCCGAUCUUGAAUUUUAAUCUCAAAUAUUUUAGUACAAUACAUGUUACGCCUUAAAAGGAUUACAAAAUCAUAGUUUUAUUUUACAUAGUUAUUACGCUUAAACAUAACCAGUUAAAUAAAUUAAAAUGAAUGCUCUGCUAGACUACGGUUCAUCUAGCAGUACAGGAGAAGAGAGCAGUGAUGAAGAGAGAACAAAAGUAGAAAACCGGAAAAAUGACGAGAAGCCGAAGCUUCCAAAACCAGCUUUAGGUGAAAAUACUCUGCACACGUCGGUUUUUUCUAAUCCCUUUGUAGCAGAGGAACAAGCUAAAGCUGCCAUAUUGGAGAAACAUGUUAAAAUGGUUUCAGGUAAAAACCAUACACAAAUGAUCAAUGGCAAAAAAAUAUGCUGGAAUUAUAGAAAAGGCCGCUGUCGAUUUGGGCAUAAUUGUAAAUAUGCACAUGAUUCUGAUAUACAGAAAUCUAAUGAAGAAUUAGAAGCUGAAAAACAGAAACUAAAAACAGUUGUGUGUGAAGGAGCGGGCACAAUGACAUCAGCACUUCCACCUCAAGUAGAACUUGAUGCAUCUUCUGCUACCGAUGAUGACGUAUGGGAAACAAAGGCGAAUAAAAAAAAGAAAAGGCCUGGCCUGUCUCAAGGUAUAGUUCCUGGACAAAAGGUCAUCAAGAUGUAUAAAGAACAAAAAAUUAAAGACAGUAUUAAUAAAAGUUAAAAUUAAUAAAUGUUGAAAUCAA
Molecule: messenger RNA, 969 nt
Organism: Melitaea cinxia (Glanville fritillary)
Lineage: Eukaryota; Metazoa; Arthropoda; Insecta; Lepidoptera; Nymphalidae
Product: zinc finger CCCH domain-containing protein 8
Exons: 4
Coding region: 360-947 (195 amino acids)
Molecular function (GO): metal ion binding
Source: RefSeq, a predicted model, not a curated record